Molecule: messenger RNA, 2367 nt
Organism: Ctenopharyngodon idella (grass carp)
Lineage: Eukaryota; Metazoa; Chordata; Actinopteri; Cypriniformes; Xenocyprididae
Product: mucin-5AC-like
Exons: 4
Coding region: 1-2367 (788 amino acids)
Source: RefSeq, a predicted model, not a curated record
AUGACUACACCAACCACGACAACAGAAUCAACAUCAGCCACAACAAUUGAGAGCACAACUGUUGGUACAUCUGAAACAUCUACACUAACACCAAUAAUAACAGAAUCAGCAACAGCCACGACAACUGAGAUAACAACUGUUAGUACAACUGAAACAACAACACAAGCCACUACAACAGAAUCAACAUCAGCCACAACAACUGAGAGCACAACUGUUAGUACAACUGAAACAACUAUACCUGCCACAACAACUGAGAGCACAACUGUUAGUACAACUGAGACAACUACACCAGCCACAACAACUGAGAGCACAACUGUUAGUACAACUGAGAUGACUACACCACCAACAACAACAGAAUCUUCAACAGCAACAACUGAGAGCACAACUGUUACAACAGCCACGACAACUGAGAGAACAAAUGUUAGUACAACUGAAACAACAACACAAGCCACUACAACAGAAUCAACAUCAGCCACAACAACUGAGAGCACCACUGUUAGUACAACUGAAACAACUACACCAGCCACAACAACUGAGAGCACAACUGUUAGUACAACUGAAUCAACUACACCAGCCACAACAACUGAGAGCACAACUGUUAGUACAACUGAAACAUCUACACCAACCACAAUAACAGAAUCAACAUCAGCCACAACAACUGAGAGCACAACUGUUAGUACAACUGAGACAACUACACCAGCCACAACAACUGAAAGCACAACUGUUACCACAAUAACUGAGAGCACAACUGUUAGUACAACUGAAACAACCACACCAGCCACAACAACUGAAAGCACAACUGUUAGUACAACUGAAACAACUACACCAGCCACAACAACUGAGAGCACAACUGUUAGUACAACUGAGACAACUACACCAGCCACAACAACUGAAAGCACAACUGUUAGUACAACUGAAACAACAACACAAGCCACUACAACAGAAUCAACAUCAGCCACAACAACUGAAAGCACAACUGUUACAACAGCCAUGACAACUGAGAGAACAACUGUUAGUACAACUGAAACAACAACACAAGCCACUACAACAGAAUCAACAUCAGCCACAACAACUGAGAGCACAACUGUUAGUACAACUGAAACAACUACACCAGCCACAACAACUGAGAGCACAACUGUUAGUACAACUGAAUCAACUACACCAGCCACAACAACUGAGAGCACAACUGUUAGUACAACUGAAACAACUACACCAAUCACAAUAACAGAAUCAACAUCAGCCACAACAACUGAGAGCACAACUGUUAGUUCAACUGAAACAACUACACCAGCCACAACAACUGAGAGCACAACUGUUAGUACAACUGAGACAACUACACCAACCCCAACAACCGAAUCAUCAGCCACAACAACUGAGAGCACAACUGUUAGUACAACUGAAACAACUACACCAGCCACAACAACUGAAAGCACAACUUUUAGUACAACUGAGACAACUACACCAGCCACAACAACUGAGAGCACAACUGUUAGUACAACUGAAACAACUACAACAGCCACAACAACUGGGAGCACAGCUGUUAGUACAACUGAAACAACUACACCAGCCACAACAACUGAGAACACAACUUUCAGUACAACUGAAACAAUUCCACCAACCACAACAACAGAAUCAACAUCAGCCACAACAACUGAGAGCACAAGUGUUAGUACAACUGAAACAACUACACCAACCACAACAACAGAAUCAACAUCAGGAACAACAACUGAGAGCAGAACUGUUAGUACAACUGAAACCACUACACCAGCCACAACAACUGAGAGCACAACUGUUAGUACAACUAAAACCACUACACCAGCCACAACAACUGAGAGCACAACUGUUAGUACAACUGAAACAACUAUACCAACCACAACAACAGAAUCAACAUCAGCCACAACAACUGAGAGCACAACUUUCAGUACAACUGAAACAACUACACCAACCACAACAACAGAAUCAACAUCAGCCACAACAACUGAGAGCACAACUGUUAGUACAACUGAGACAACUACACCAGCCACAACUGAGAGCACAACUUUCAGUACAAAUGAAACUACACCAACCACCACAACAGAAUCAACAUCAGCCACAACAACUGAGAGCACAAGUUUUAGUACAACUGAAUCAACUACACCAGCCACAACAACUGAGAGCACAACUGUUAGUACAACUGAAACAACUACACCAGCCACAACAACAGACUCAACAUCAGCCACAACAACUGAGAGCAAAACUGUUAGUUCACAUAACGUGCGAGCAAAGCUGGAGUUUCGCUCUGUAGACACAUUCAUAAAUGAACUCAAUAAUACAAACUCCCAGGCUUUCAAGAACAGGGCUCAGCUUGUUAUGGACAUUGUGAGUUAA